AUAUCAACCUCUGUUCUCCCGCACAUUUUAACAGGUGUCUGACAAAAAGUGACGACAAAAACAAAACCCACACAAUCUCUGCAGCAACACCCCUAAACCAAACCACACCCCCACAAAGCGCAAGCAGCCAAAGAACCCCCACCCCGCCUAAUGCUGCCUUACGCCACCGUCGACGCGGCGGAAGCCGCCCUCGGCAGAUCCCUCACGGCGGCCGAGGCGCUAUGGCUCAGAUACUCCGCCGCCAAGUCCGACUACGUCCUCUACUGCCACAACAUCAUCUUCCUCUUCCUCAUCUUCUCCGUCUUCCCCUUUUACUACCUCCUCUUGGAGAACUUCUUCGGGAAAUCCGUCAGCCCUUACAAAAUCCAGCCCAAGGUGAAGCUCUCCUUUUCCGACACGCUCCGAUGCUACAAAUCGGUCAUGGGCAUGUUCUUUCUGGUCGUGGGGCCCCUUCAGCUCGUCUCCUACCCCGCCGUUAAGUUGAUUGGAAUACGAACGAGCUUGCCAUUGCCUUCAUUAUGGGAAAUUUUGCUGCAAUUGGGGGUUUAUUUCAUAGUCGAGGACUACACAAACUAUUGGAUCCACAGAUUUCUUCACUGCAAGUGGGGGUACGAGAAAAUCCACAAGGUCCAUCAUGAAUACACGGCCCCAAUUGGGUUCGCGGCUCCAUAUGCCCACUGGGCCGAGGUUUUGAUCCUCGGCAUCCCGUCUUUUCUUGGACCUGCUAUAGUCCCGGGACAUAUCCUUACUUUCUGGCUGUGGAUUGGUUUGAGGCAGAUUGAGGCGAUCGAGACUCAUAGUGGGUACGAUUUUCCGUGGACUCCAACAAAGUAUAUCCCUUUUUACGGUGGCCCGGAUUACCAUGAUUACCAUCAUUAUGUUGGUGGACAGAGUCAAAGUAAUUUUGCAUCAGUAUUUACCUAUUGCGAUUACAUUUAUGGCACUGACAAGGGAUACCGCUAUCAAAAGAAGGUCCUCCAGCAGUUGCAAGAGGAACAAAAAUCCAAGGUUGGAGAAGACAAAGUCCUACGCAAUGAAUCUGCACGAAGUUAUAAAUUCGACUGAUUUUGGGAAGAUGAGAGUGACUUUUGAUUCAUGGUCUUCAUCACAAUUCACAAUGUUUAUUGUUUGUAACAAGUAGCUUGAGCCGUAAGUUCAAUGUUUGCCUUCAUUUCUUGUUAGAGGCGCGUAGAAUGUGUGUAUUUUUCCCCUCAUCCUAAUAUUUAUCUUGACAAAGGCUUAAUGCUGAAUUUUGGAGCUUGUACCAUCAUAUUAUUCUAAAUCAGUCCAAUAGCUUGUCAUUGUUGGUUCUGGAAAACUUUGCAUUAUUGCUAUGUUAUAUGUGAAAUGUGUGAUUUUCGAAGAUAGAGGCGGGAGUAAAGAUGUAAACGAACGAAACCGAGAUCGAACUUCUGAUACUCAAGUUUGUGUCGA
This is a messenger RNA of Striga asiatica, 1434 nucleotides long. The record is from the annotation of a GenBank genome assembly. NCBI's taxonomy places the organism in Eukaryota, Viridiplantae, Streptophyta, Magnoliopsida, Lamiales, Orobanchaceae.